Messenger RNA from Lasiodiplodia theobromae, 1866 nucleotides. RefSeq names its product Cytochrome p450 monooxygenase. The transcript has 3 exons. Lineage: Eukaryota; Fungi; Ascomycota; Dothideomycetes; Botryosphaeriales; Botryosphaeriaceae. Gene Ontology annotation, molecular function: monooxygenase activity; oxidoreductase activity, acting on paired donors, with incorporation or reduction of molecular oxygen; heme binding. The coding region runs from base 1 to 1866 and encodes 621 amino acids. The record is from RefSeq and is a predicted model, not a curated record.
AUGCCGUCAGCGCUCCUCGUCACCGUCAUCGCCCUUGCAGCCGUCUACUACCUGAAUCUCUAUAGAGGCCUCGCCGCAAACGUCAAGGCGGCCAAGAGAUCGGGCAUCCCGUACAUCGUGCUGCCGUGGAACAAGUUUGGCAUUUUCUGGCUGAUAUUCGGCGACCGCCUGUACCCCAUCAUCGACAGGCUCCCGAAGGCCUGGACCGAGAGCUGGCUGCCGUACCUUCGGAUCGAAUGGCUAUACGAGUCCAAGUACGAGCCGUUCAGGCGCUUCGGCAGCGAGGUGCUGCUCGUCUGCUCGCCCGGCGCGAAGCACCUGUACGUGGCUAACCCGGAAGCCAUCGCGGACAUCGCCACCCGCCGCCUCGACUUCCCCAAGCCGCUGGAGGUGUACAAGACGCUGCAGCUGUACGGCGAGAAUGUGGUCGUGACCGAGGGUCAGCUGUGGCGCAAGCACCGCAAGAUCACGGCGCCGUCGUUCAGUGAGAAGAACCACCGCGUGGUCUGGGACGAGAGCCUGCGGCAGUCCCAGGCCAUCCUCGCGCACUGGACCGCCGGCAAUGACUCGAGCCCGAGCCUGCAUCAGCUGGACGCCGACAUGAUGAGUUUGAGCCUGCACCUCAUCAGCAAGGCAGGGUUUGGUGUGCGUUGUCUCUGGCCCCACGAGGAGGCUGCAGGGAACGUGGACGGGCAAGAUGAGCGCUUGACGAGCAGCAAACCGCCGCCCGGUCACACCAUGUCGUACAAGGAAGCCAUGAGCAAGCUGAUGAAGAAUGUCAUUUGGAUCCCCAUUAUGCCGAGGUGGCUUCGUGGUAUCGUGCCCUUCGAGGGACCCCGGACGGCAUCAGUUGCGUAUGACGAGUGGGGCUUGUACAUGAAGGAGCUGUAUGAGAUGAAGAAGACCCACAUCCGCGAGGGGCAAACGACGGAAGGGCUCGAUCUGCUCGGUUCUGUCAUGAGGGGAGCUGGGAUCACUGAGAAGACCCUGAGUGGCGCCGAGCCCCAGAACCAGGUGCUCAGCGAUUCAGAGAUUUUGGGGAACGCAUUUAUCUUCAUCCUCGCGGGCCACGAAACCACGGCCAACGCGAUGCACUUUGCUCUCGUGCUGCUGGCAUUGAACCCCCAGAGCCAGCGCCGGCUGCAGCAGGCCAUCUCCGACAUCGUUGGCGACCGGCCAGUCUCGCAAUGGGACUACGACCAGGACCUGCCGAAGCUCAUGAACGGCAUGCCGGCGGCCGUCAUCAACGAGACGCUCCGCAUGAUCCCCGCCGUCGUCGGCAUCCCCAAGAGGACGAUGAAGGGCAGCCCGCAGGCGCUGACGGUUGACGGCCACGACUACGUGAUUCCUGAAGAUACCCUUAUCUCGAUUGAUACACCAGGAGCCCACAAUAAUCCCAGGUACUGGCCAGCUCGGCCCGAUAUAUCGGCCUUACCUCCUGGAGACGAGCUCGACCAGUUCAAGCCGGAAAGGUGGAUCGUUGAUGAGAAUAACCAACCUCUCGUUGGUGGGGUCGGAGGCAAGGCAGGGCAGCUGUUCAAGCCGGCAGCCGGAGUUUUCGUCCCAUUCAGCGAGGGACACCGCAGCUGCAUGGGUCGGCGUUUCGCUCUGGUGGAGAGCAUCAGCAUCAUCGCCGCGCUCAUGCACACGCACAGCGUCGAACUUGCGGUGGACGAAUUUGCCGACGAUGAGGCGGUCGCAGCCAUGUCACGCGGCGGCCCUGAGCGCCAGGAGGUGUGGCAGCAAGCCGCGGACAAGGCCACCGACGUGCUCAAGAACGGCAUGGGGACCAUCAUCACUCUCCAAAUGCGGAGCGGGCACGUCCCUCUGCGCGUCAUGAGACGUGGUUCCGAACGUUUUAUUUAA